AUGGACGGGAAGCGCUGGCGUGGCGACGACUCCUGUCCUGGACUGCUUGAUCUUAUUCCGAAUGGCGGAGAUUGGAUCGAGAGGGAGGAUCAGAAGCUUCAGCUCCGGCUUGGCCCUCCUGGAGGAGAAGGCUCCUCUGAGCUCUCUCUAGGGCUUCCUCACAGGGCUGCUUCCGCCAAGCGAGGGUUCUCCCAAACCCUCGGAAUCGAGCCAGUCGGAGGUAGGGAGCGAAGACCUUCUGUCUCUCCACUUGUGCCUCUCUCUUCCUCCACCUUGUGCGCCACCUUCAGCCUCGUCUCCUUCUUCCUCAGGUCGUCUGCUGGAGCAGCAAUCGAAUCGAGGCUUCGCCGGAGAUGGAAUCCCCCCGCCGCCCGCCGCUGCUCCGUUCGUCGGCUGGCCGCCGGUCCGGUCCUUCCGGAGGAAUCUCGCCCCCUGCUCCUCUACAGCAGGCCCUCCACCACAGAACCAGAAGCAAGAAACCAGGAGCAAGGGUAUGUUCGUGAAGAUCAACAUGGAUGGGAUCCCCAUCGGAAGGAAGAUAGACCUCAGCACCCAUGACAGCUACCAGAAGCUCUCCUCGGCCGUUGAUGAGCUCUUCAGAGACCUACUCGCAGGUUACUGCCGCCUCCCUGACUGCUUCUUUGGGCAUAUGAAAUUCGUACACAAACUGCAUCUCAGUAUCGACGGCGAAUGGCGGUCACUGUAGAAUGAUCUUGUGGGUUUUUCUGACCUAUAUACUCUGCAGUCCAAAGACAAGAUCCAGCUUCUGUGAUGGAGGGCGAUGCAGAGGAAGGGCGGUCAAUCCCAGGGUUACUGGACAGAGACGGUGGAUACACGCUGGUGUACGAGGAUAACGAGGGAGACAGGAUGCUGGUCGGCGAUAUUCCAUGGGAGUAAGUCUCUCCCUCUCCAUUUCUCUUUCUCUCUCUAGAUUCCAUUGGAGCUCCAAAUUUCCUGGCGGGCAUGGCUUGUUCUCCCCACAGAAUCUGAGGAACAAAAAAUUCUCUGAUAAUCUCCGAACCAUUGAUACCGAUCACCCUGCCUCUUCGUCAUCCAUUUCAUCUAAUGUGUUUUCUUCUCCCUCCUUGCCGCAGCAUGUUCGUCUCCGCCGUGAAGAGAUUGCGCGUUCUGAAGUCGACCAAUCUCUCCUUGUCAAGGAGGGCCGCCUCCCAUUGAUUGGUUUGCGUGAAGAGAGACCAGUCUUCUUCCUCUGCUCACUCCAUGGCUUCCCUCUUCUCUUCUUCUUCGUUUUCUUCUUCUGCGUCCUCUUCCCGCUAGAGAGAAGAGAGGCGUGGUAAUUGUAGAUGAUCCAGCCGCGGUGAUCAUACUUACAUAAAUCAAACAUAUAGUUCAUCACGCCGUGAAUGCCGCCGAAUCGACCGUACAUAAAUUCUUCAGUGAAAUGGGGAUAUUCCAAUGGACUUUUAUAUGAUAGCCCGCUCAGAUUCAUCCUGGUGGGUGCCUGUCGUUCAGACGACCCCAGCAACUUCCUGUGCGAUAAUUCGAUCCGCUACCUCAAGAGAAUCAGAGAGGGUAAAUUUAAUUUACCUUGGAUCCAAGCUUGAGAGACCAUGAUUGAUCCUAAGAGGCAUCCUAUACCGUACCAUAGCUAUAAAUUUAGUAAUUAAUUUUUUUUGGAGUAAUGUUACAGAUGCUUGAAAAUAUUGUUAUAAUGGCAUAUAAAUGUUAUUUUACAGUCGCCUGUCUAGGCGAACAGCUGAAGAAAAUGAAAAUCAAUAUUUAUACAGUAGAAAUAAAUAUGACAGAAUGCAAAUCGACAUAGCUCACCAAGAUCAACUGGGGCCAUCACAGACAUUGUUCCGGUAUGGUAUUCCAGGUCCCUGAUCCUCCGCAGCUCCUCUUCUGUAAACUUCAUCUUUACAACCCAUCAUUCCGACUACUAAAUCCUGCAGAAUCAUAAUUACGAAUGUGACAGAGAAUUGGAAAGAAUUAUCAACAAACAAAGAUCAAGUUCUGCGAGCCAUGGUAUCGUGAAUCUUGUAAAUUAUCUCGGAACCAGCAAGAGAUGAUUUAAAAUCGUUCCUGGAGAACAAACAAUACCAUUGUAACGAUUACAAAAAGAGUAUCUAGGCUAAAGGGCUGCGAACAUAGCAACAUAGGAUGACUUAUUGAUUGGUCGAUGAAAACCUACGAGCGACGAAAAACAAUGAAAUAAAUGUGAAUAUAAUUGCAUCUACAAUAAUGCGAAUAAAAACACCACCGUUCAUAAAAAAAGGUAUUGACAGUUCAGGAGUGAAACAAUGAACUUCCACCUUACAGUUCUGAACUAUACAAGAUUGGAUACGCAUAAAGGCAUGAUCAGACAAGAAACAGCAUUAAAAAUAGAAGGCUUAGGCACUUUCGACGGAGAACGGUGGAAGAGUUUGGACAUUACGACUAA
This is a messenger RNA of Spirodela intermedia, 2401 nucleotides long. NCBI's taxonomy places the organism in Eukaryota, Viridiplantae, Streptophyta, Magnoliopsida, Alismatales, Araceae. The record is from the annotation of a GenBank genome assembly.